CUGGCCGCCAUACACACACACAUAGACACACAUAAACAAGCCCACAGUAGAGGAAGAUGGCUACAGAUGUAGGUGAAACCUUGAUGCUAGGGGUGGAGGGGAUCAAGAAGACCAUCUUAUAUGGAGGAAGAGGAGAUCAGCUACCCAGAUUCAUCACAGGAACUAAGGUGGUCUUUCACUUCCGCACCCAGCUGUGCAACGAUGAGCGCACGGUAUUGGAUGACAGCAAGAAGGUUGGCGUGCCCAUGGAGGUGGUGAUUGGGAACAUGUUCAAGUUGGAAAUCUGGGAGACACUGCUCACCUCCAUGAGAAUUGGAGAGGUGGCUGAGUUCUGGUGCGAUAGCACGCACACUGGCCUCUAUCCCAUUGUGGCCAAGAGUCUGCGGCGCAUUGCGGAGGGCAAGGACCCCGUGGACUGGCACAUCCACACCUGUGGCAUGGCCAACAUGUUUGCCUACCACAGCUUGGGCUAUGAUGACCUGGACGAGCUGCAAAAGGAGCCGCAGCCUCUGUUCUUUGUCUUGGAGCUGGUCAAGGUAGAGCAGCCCAAUGAGUACAACAGGGAGUCAUGGGCCUUGAAUGAUGAGGAGAGGCUGAAAUGUGUGCCAGUGCUGCAUGGUCAGGGCAACAAGCUGUAUAAACAGGGACGCUACGAGGAUGCCACACAAAAAUACAAAGAAGCCAUUGUCUGUCUCAAGAACAUUCAAAUGAAGGAGAAGGCAUGGGAGGCUCCAUGGUUGAAGUUGGAAAAGAUGGGCAACACUCUGACUCUCAACUACUGCCAGUGUCUGCUACGCAUGGAAGAAUAUUAUGAGGUCAUCGAGCACACCACUGACAUCGUCAACCAGCACCCAGGAGUGAAGAAGGCUUUCUACCUGCGUGGUAAAGCCCACAUGGAGGUGUGGAACGAGGCUGAGGCCAGGGAGGACUUCAGGAGGGUCCUGGACCUGGACCCUGGCAUGGAAAAAGCAGUGAAGAGGGAGCUGGCGCUGCUCAACAUGCGCCUAGAGGAGAAGAACGAAGAGGACAAGCUGAAGUACAAGGGCAUGUUCUGACCAUGGAACACAAACAAUGGUUGAAUAGAGAGGCAACGACCAGAGAGGGUUGAUGUCGACUACACCGUAUACGUCCUCACAUAUAGGUGGACGAUGGAGUGUGAGUGUGUGUGCGUGAGAGGGCAGAGGAAAACAGAGCAACUAAGGCACUGUACUUAUGACUGUUGGCCAUUUCUGCUCAGUAAACUCUGCCUGUGUGGUACCUGUAUCGAUGUAAAACUGUCAAAAGGAGUAAUGGUAUCUUUUGACAUGUUUGAGACACUAAAGACCAAACUGAAAAUCUGCUUAGCAACCACUGGGAACUUAGACUGGAACCACCAUGGAACUGAGGCUGUUGUUGACUGUUUUGCAUAAACAAGUCUGACAUUUUAUCUUAUGGGUACAUUAAAUGUCCUUUAGGUGGCGCUCUUUCUGUAAAAUAAACCACUGUAAAAUAUACUGCACUUAACUUCAUUUAUACAA
This is a messenger RNA of Hypomesus transpacificus, 1517 nucleotides long. It is a transcript of the gene aipl1, whose product is annotated as aryl hydrocarbon receptor interacting protein-like 1. Bases 57 to 1055 code for a protein of 332 amino acids. The transcript is spliced from 6 exons. Gene Ontology annotation, molecular function: protein binding; peptidyl-prolyl cis-trans isomerase activity. Lineage: Eukaryota; Metazoa; Chordata; Actinopteri; Osmeriformes; Osmeridae. The record is from RefSeq and is a predicted model, not a curated record.